AGAGAAAAGGAGAGGGAGAGAGAGAGAAAGGAGAGAGAGAUAUAAGCCAUAGAUGUCUCUUCUCUGUUCUGCCACCAUCUCUAUUCUCGUUCACCUGAACGAGCCGCGCGUUGCCGUGAUCACAAAGCCGCUGUUUCCGCGUCGAGCUCAUUCUAAACCCCCGGUUACCGUCCAACUCUCCUUUACCAUUGGCCGGAACGGCCGUCAAUCAAACAAGAGAGAGGGUGGGGCCACAGGCCCACAUUCAUUGACAGCAGGUCGCAUAGCGCCGUCUAAUAGGCUGAGUUAUAUACUUUAUGUUGAGGGGAAAAGCCCACCAGCAUCUACAUGAUAUUUAUAAUUAUUAACAUAGCAGCAAAACCAGUGUCUUCUCUGUUAUUUAACUAUUUUCAGACGUUUAUUUGGACCGUAGGUCCUGACCGCAUACCGACGAGAACCGUCUCUACCUGACGUCACAGGAGCCCGUUCCGUCCAACACGAAAACCGUAAUGUGUGUGGGAGGGGCUCGUCGUCGUUUAGUCGUUACCCUGCAGUCGUUAUUGUUGUGAUGGACUGAUCUGUCAUCUACUUCUAUCAAAUAAUAAUAAAAAACCGCGUCGAUCUGAAAAGAAGACUUUUAUUAAGGAACAUGUUUUAACAAACGAAGCCCUGUCGCUUGUUUGACUAAAUGGACGCGACCGCUGUAGAAAGUUUACAGAUUAUUCGACCUCUGUUCUUGUAACUUUUUUUUAGCAAGUUUUCUUUCUGUCGAUUUGAGAUUCCCGUAGAUCUACAGCCAUGAAGGAGAAGUUAGCGCGCGGUCUCCUGUUGCUGCUGCUGCUGCUGUCUUGGAAAGGAACCGAUUUACAGGUGAUGUCAGUGAGUGUAACACUACCAGAGUCUCUGCUGUUUGUUUCUACUCUGGAUGGGAGUCUACACGCUGUCUCCAAGCAAUCUGGAGACAUCAAAUGGACGCUCAAAGAAGAUCCCAUCAUCCAGGUGCCUGUUUACCUCACUGAGCCAGGGUUUCUCCCUGACCCCAACGAUGGCAGUCUCUACGUCCUGGGAGGAAAACACAAGGAAGGACUGAUGAAACUGCCCUUCACCAUCCCAGAGCUGGUCCAGUCAGCUCCCUGUAGGAGUUCUGAUGGAGUCCUCUACACUGGUAAGAAGCAGGAUGUGUGGUUUGUGGUGGAUCCCCAGACAGGAGAGAAACAGACCAGCCUGUCCACAUCAUCAUCUGACUCCAUCUGCCCCAAUGCACCACUGCUAUACAUAGGACGUACAGAGUACAUGAUAACGAUGUAUGAUACGAAGACACAGGAGCUGAGGUGGAACGCCACGUACAACGACUACUCUGCCCCGCCGUACGAUGAGAAACACGACUACAAGAUGGCCCAUCUCGUCUCCAGUGGUGAUGGGUUGGUGGUGACCGUAGACAGAGAGUCAGGUGAUGUCCUGUGGAUGCAAAACUAUGGGUCACCUGUGGUGGGUGUGUACCUGUACAGCCAGGACUCUCUGAGACACGCCCCUCACCUGUCAGUUGCCAUGGAGACGCUGCGUUACCUCACCUUCUCGUCCCACGACACGCACACCAUGAAGUGGAGCUACCAGUUUGUCACGGAGCAGGCCAGCACACACACACAGCUGGUGCCCACUCUGUAUGUAGGGAAGCUGGACUCUCAUCUUUACGCCUCCACCUCCCUGGUUCACGACGGAGUCUCUCUAGUGCCGCGGGGCUUGACGCUGGCGCGUAUCGAGGGACCGGAGACCGAGGAGGUGACGGUCAGAGAGAAGGGAGAGUGUGAGAUCAUCCCGUCUACCGACAUACGAUACCCGCCAGGAUCUACCAACACACUGAACAACCAGUGGCUGCUCAUAGGACAUCACGAGUUACCCCCGGUAGCCCACACCACCAUGUUGAGAGACUUCCCGGUAAACCUGCAGCGUUCCGGUGACGCCGUUAUCCCGACCCGGUCUCAGAACAAACGCUACACAGACCAUCCUUUCCAGUCAGUAGGUCAUGGUGUUGAAGGGGGUCCUGGUGGUUCGGGUCCCAGCGGAAGCAGAAGGACCCGAGCGGGAUCAAGAUCAGGGUUGUCCUCUGUCCUGCCCGAAAAUAUAUACCAGGACCCUGUUACCGUGGUGAUACUGUCUCUACUGCUGGGAGGAUGGCUUGCCUUCGCUCUGACUUAUCCACAGCGUGUAACCCAGCAGCAGAAUGACCAGAGGCAGCAGUUGGACGAAGCGUUGGAAUCCCGCCUCCAUCACCUGCUAGACAUGCCCUCUCCUGCAGACACACUCCUUCCUCCACCAGACACCACACCCCUUUUCCCAGGCACCCCCUCUCCUGGAGCCCAGCCCCAGUCUGCAGACUCACAGCCGUCCUCCUCCCCUCCUCUCUCUGGCUCGCCCGGUAACAGUAGUGACGCUGUAGCCAGGAACGGAUCCGCUGGAACGCGACACACACACGAUGGAGGGAUAGAGGAGGUGGAGGUGGGGAAGAUCUCCUUCUGUCCAUCAGAGAUUCUGGGACAUGGAACAGAAGGAACCUUUGUCUUCCGGGGCCGUUUUGACGGCCGUCUGGUGGCUGUGAAGCGGAUCCUUCCAGAAUGUUUUGACGUUGCAGAGCGAGAGGUCCAGCUGCUCCGGGAGUCGGACGAACAUCCAAACGUCAUCAGAUACUACUGCACUGAGAGAGACAAACUAUUCACCUACAUCGCUAUAGAACUGUGUGCUGCUACACUACAACAGUAUGUGGAAGAUCCGUCAUGCCACGUUGGUCUCAGCCCCGUUACUGUACUGCAACAGACCAUGUGUGGUCUCAGUCACCUCCACUCACUAAACAUAGUCCACAGGGAUCUGAAGCCUCGUAACAUCCUGUUGUCUCAGCCAGGGCCCCUGGGGCGGGUGAGAGCGCUGAUAUCAGACUUUGGCCUGUGUAAAAAGAUCCCUGAGGGAAGGACUAGUUUCUCUCUCCGCUCGGGGAUACCGGGGACAGAGGGGUGGAUCGCCCCGGAAGUACUGCUGGACACACCGGGAAACAACCCGACCCGUUGUGACCAGGCUGUGGACGUGUUCUCAGCUGGCUGUGUUUUCUACUAUGUGGUCAGUAAAGGGCAGCACCCGUUUGGCCACACGCUACGACGCCAAGCUAACAUCCUGACCGGGGAGUACUUCCUCACUCACUUCCUGGAAGACGUGCACGAUGACGUCAUAGCGCGGGACCUGAUAGAGCGAAUGAUCAGCAGUGAUCCGGAGUCCCGCCCCUCCACUUCCUCUAUUCUUAAACACCCGUUCUUCUGGAGCCCUGAUAAACAACUGCAGUUCUUCCAGGAUGUGAGCGACCGUAUAGAGAAGGAAGCUACAGACGGCUCCUUGGUGGUCAGACUAGAGACGGCUGGUAGAGCCGUAGUACGAACCAACUGGAGGAUGCACAUCUCUGUUCCUCUCCAGACAGACCUGAGGAAGUUCAGGACGUAUAAAGGGAACUCAGUCAGAGACCUGCUCCGAGCCAUGAGAAAUAAGAAGCACCACUACCAUGAGUUGCCAGCGGAGGUCCAGGAGACGUUAGGGGAGGUGCCCGAAGGCUUCGUCAGUUACUUCACCUCCCGGUUCCCGCGGUUACUGCUACACACGCACGCCGCGCUCAGCAGCUGUUCACAUGAGAGACUUUUCCACCCCUACUACCUUCCCCCCACCGCCAAAUAAACACACACACACACACACACACACACACACACACACACACACACACACACACACACACACACACACACACACACACACAGAGGAAAGGUCGCUGGUUCAAAUCCCCCCCAGCCGACUAAAGUGUAAGUUGCUCUGGAUAAGAGCGUCUGCUAAAUGACUCCAAUGUCAAGUGUAUAAACACUUUACUGUAGUAGAGCCGGAAUGGCUGCUUCAUGAAUAUUCAGAGAGAGAGAGAGACUGUUGAAUGGCUGCUUCAUGAAUAUUCAGAAAGAGAGAGAGACUGGUGAAUGGCUGCUUCAUGAAUAUUCAGAGAGAAAGAGACACUGAAUGGCUGCUUCAUGAAUAUUCAGAGAGACUGAUGAAUGGCUGCUUCAUGAAUAUUCAGAGAGAGACUGUUGAAUGGCUGCUUCAUGAAUAUUCAGAGAGAGACUGUUGAAUGACUGCUUCAUGAAUAUUCAGAGAGGGAGAGACUGAAUGGCUGCUUCAUGAAUAUUCAGAGAGAGAGAGACUGUUGAAUGGCUGCUUCAUGAAUAUUCAGAGAGAGAGACUGUUGAAUGGCUGCUUCAUGAAUAUUCACAGAGAGAACUGAUGAAUGGCUGCUUCAUGAAUAUUCAGAGAGAGAGACUGAUGAAUGGCUACUUCAUGAAUAUUCAAAAGCGGACUGAAUGACUGCCUCAUGAAUAUUCAGAGCCAGAGUGUUUUUUUAACUGCUGUAAAUGUUUUACUCGUAACUUACAAGAUGAACUGAUUUUAACUUUCACCUGGUUUUGAUUAGGAUAGUCUGAUUAGGAUAGUUAAAUACCCUGCUCUGAUAGGAUAGUUAAAUACCCUGCUCUGAUAGGAUAGUUAAAUACCCUGCUCUGAUAGGAUAGUUAAAUACACUGCUCUGACAGGAUAGUUAAAUACCCUGCUCUGAUAGGAUAGUUUAAAUACACUGGAGAAGGCUGAUGGUCGUAAACGAGGUCGUCGUGGUAACAACCAGAGUACUGUGUGUUUUUCCCGUUUGCUAUUUGAAAUCGUGUGGUUCUAAAGACGGGGUUGGGCGGAGCAGGUCACAGGACGACGGAACGACGACACUGACGGAUUUCUGCGAAGACUGUUGAUGCCGUCGGAGAUGCACUUAACUGGACGGUGGUUUUGGGUCCCUGAUAUAUGGAGGGGUCAAAUCUGAUACCCUAUUUCUCUCUAUGUAGUGCACUAAGUAGUACAGGGGAUAGUAAAGGGGUCCAAUCUGAUGCCCUAUUUCUCUCUAUGUAGUGCACUAAGUAGUACAGGGAAUAGUAAAGGGGUCCAAUCUGAUGCCCUAUUCUCUCUAUGUAGUGCACUAACAGAGGAUCCAAUCUGAUGCCCUAUUCUCUCUAUGUAGUGCACUAACAGGGGGUCCAAUCUGAUGCCCUAUUCUCUCUAUGUAGUGCACUAACAGGGGGUCCAAUCUGAUGCCCUAUUCUCUCUAUGUAGUGCACUAACAGGGGGUCCAAUCUGAUGCCCUAUUCUCUCUAUGUAGUGCACUAACAGGGGUCCAAUCUGAUGCCCUAUUCUCUCUAUGUAGUGCACAAACAGGGGGCCCAAUCUGAUGCCCUAUUCUCUCUAUGUAGUGCACAAACAGGGGGCCCAAUCUGAUGCCCUAUUCUCUCUAUGUAGUGCACUAACAGGGGGUCCAAUCUGAUGCCCUAUUCUCUCUAUGUAGUGCACUAACAGGGGGUCCAAUCUGAUGCCCUAUUCUCUCUAUGUAGUGCACAAACAGGGGGCCCAAUCUGAUGCCCUAUUCUCUCUAUGUAGUGCACUAACAGGGGUCCAAUCUGAUGCCCUAUUCUCUCUAUGUAGUGCACAAACAGGGGGCCCAAUCUGAUGCCCUAUUCUCUCUAUGUAGUGCACUAACAGGGGGUCCAAUCUGAUGCCCUAUUCUCUCUAUGUAGUGCACUAACAGGGGGUCCAAUCUGAUGCCCUAUUCUCUCUAUGUAGUGCACUAACAGGGGGUCCAAUCUGAUGCCCUAUUCUCUCUAUGUAGUGCACAAACAGGGGGUCCAAUCUGAUGCCCUAUUCUCUCUAUGUAGUGCACAAACAGGGGGCCCAAUCUGAUGCCCUAUUCUCUCUAUGUAGUGCACUAAGUAGUACAGGGGAUAGUAAGGGGGUCCAAUCUGAUGCCCUAUUCUCUCUAUGUAGUGCACUAAGUAGUACAGGGGAUAGUAAGGGGGUCCAAUCUGAUGCCCUAUUCUCUCUAUGUAGUGCACUAAGUAGUACAGGGGAUAGUAAAGGGGUCCAAUCUGAUGCCCUAUUCUCUCUAUGUAGUGCACUAAGUAGUACAGGGGAUAGUAAGGGGUCCAAUCUGAUGCCCUAUUCUCUCUAUGUAGUGCACUAAGUAGUACAGGGGAUAGUAAGGGGUGUGCACUAUGAAGGGAAUAGGGUGGAAACACCAGUGGGAUAUUUUUUUGACGUUGACUUUUUUUCUUACUGAUACAUUUGUGGUUUUAUACAGUACAUUGAUGAUCUGUAUUCCUUUAAUUAUGAAUGAGAUUAUACAUUAUGGAUUAAAUCCCAGACUGCUCUCUGUUUUUUGUUUUUUUUACACAGAUUACAGACUUUUUGGAGGGAAAACUUUUUAUACUUUUUUUUUAAUAAUAAAAUGAAAAAUAAAUAAACAUGUUUUGAACAUCUUGUAGUGAACUAAA
Salmo salar (Atlantic salmon) is the source of this 6359-nucleotide messenger RNA. The record is from RefSeq and is a predicted model, not a curated record. NCBI's taxonomy places the organism in Eukaryota, Metazoa, Chordata, Actinopteri, Salmoniformes, Salmonidae.